AGAUACCCGUCCGCCGCUAGGGUUUGCUACAGAGAUUUCCUCCCGCUCCGAGCGUCUCAGCCCCCCGUCUGCCUUCCUUCAUGCAGUCAGAGACCCAGCGCUCGUGUUCAGACACGAAAAUGCACACCACCCGGCUAGGAAAGUUUCACAGCAGCUCGUUUAAAAAUAACAGACUCUAAGUGAAUCCCUGGUGGGGCGCCGGUUGGGCAGAAAAGCGCAAAAGCAUGACGGCCAGGAGAACCGCUUUCCAGCCGUUAUUCAGCUCCCGCAUCCCGGCGGAGAGGAAGGGAGCGGCUGAACGCGUUCAUAACCCGGAGUGCUGUGACUCUUCCCCGCAGGAGCCGGAGAAACCAGCCGCGACCCCUUCAGGGCUGCCCGCCGUGGGGGCUGUCGGGGGACCCGGGCCGGUGGUGGUGGUGGUGGACGAGUCAUCCGACAGCGAGGGAGAGCAGGAAGGGCCGCAGAAACUCAUCAGGAAAGUGUCAACCUCCGGGCAAAUACGAAGCAAGACGAGUGUGAAGGAAGGGCUGCUUCUGAAACAGACGAGCUCAUUCCAGCGUUGGAAAAAACGUUAUUUCAAAUUGCGGGGACGUACACUCUACUAUGCCAAGGAUGCCAAGGCGGGUGGCGUUUUGGCCCGCUGGCAGUAUCGAGUCUCUCGUAGCCGCGUGUGCUGGAGGGUGCUUUCCGUCUGCUGGACCGGUGCCCGCCAUCCGCCGCCCACUCUUGGCCCCAGUGGAUCGGAGGAAGGCUUGAUGGCGAUUCGGUCUCUUAUUUUCGACGAAGUGGAUCUUUCAGAUGCGAGUGUUGCCGAAUCAAGCACAAAGAAUAUCAACAACAGUUUCACGGUAAUUACACCGUUCCGAAGGCUUAUCCUGUGUGCCGAGAACAGGAAAGAAAUGGAGGACUGGAUCAGCUCGCUGAAAUCGGUUCAGUCCAGAGAGCAUUACGAGACGGCACAGUUUAAUGUGGAACAUUUCUCAGGGAUGCACAACUGGUAUGCCUGCUCCCACGCUCGCCCCACCUUCUGUAACGUCUGUCGGGACAGCCUCUCAGGGGUCACUUCUCAUGGCCUCUCCUGUGAAGUGUGUAAAUUCAAGGCCCACAAAAGAUGCGCAGUCAGGGCCACCAACAACUGCAAAUGGACAACGUUGGCCUCUAUCGGGAAGGACAUCAUUGAGGAUGAGGACGGGAUUGCGAUGCCACAUCAAUGGCUGGAAGGCAACCUGCCCGUCAGUGCCAAGUGUGCCGUUUGUGACAAAACGUGUGGCAGCGUGCUGCGCUUGCAGGACUGGCGUUGUUUGUGGUGCAAAGCCAUGGUGCACACGGCAUGCAUGGAUAUCUACCCCCGCAAAUGUCCCCUCGGCCAGUGCAAAGUGUCCAUCAUCCCCCCUACCGCCCUCAACAGCAUUGACUCAGACGGUUUCUGGAAGGCCACCUGUCCCCCAUCAUGUGCUAGUCCACUCCUCGUGUUUGUCAACUCAAAAAGCGGAGACAACCAAGGGGUAAAAUUCCUGCGUCGUUUCAAACAGCUGCUCAAUCCCGCUCAGGUCUUUGACCUGGUCAACGGUGGACCUCAUUUAGGCCUUCGCUUGUUCCAAAAGUUCGACAAUUUCCGAAUCCUCGUGUGUGGAGGAGAUGGAAGCGUUGGUUGGGUUCUGUCUGAAAUCGAUAAACUAAAUCUUCACAAACAGUGCCAGCUGGGCGUUCUGCCGCUGGGCACCGGGAAUGACCUGGCACGGGUGCUUGGUUGGGGGCCGUCGUGCGAUGAUGACACGCAACUCCCUCAGAUACUGGAGAAGCUGGAGAGAGCCAGCACGAAGAUGCUGGACAGGUGGAGUAUAAUGACGUAUGAGAUUAAAAUACCUCCCAAACACAGCUGCCCCGUCACACCUGAGGAGGCAGAGGAUGGCCAGUUACAGAUAUCUGCUUAUGAGGAUUCAGUGGCUGCUCAUCUCACAAAGAUCCUGAACUCAGAUCAGCACUCAGUGGUCAUAUCUUCAUCAAAGGUAUUGUGUGAGACGGUGAAGGAAUUUGUGGCCAAAGUUGGGAAGUGUUACGAGAGAAGCAGUGACAGCACUGUGGAAGCUGAUGCUCUGGCCCUCAAACAAUGUACGAUUCUGAACGAGAAGCUGGACUCGCUCCUGCAGACGCUGAAUUUGGAGGCCCAGGCCAUGACGCCCUCAGCCCUCACCACACCACCCAUCGUGGAGGAGGAGGUGGAGGAGGAAGAGCUGGAUGAAGAGGAAGAUCUGAGUGAAGAGUCUAUAACGGAGCUGAAGGAGAAUGAGACCGAGAAGGGCUCUGCCCAUAAGCUCUUCAGACCCCGCGAGCAGCUUGUACUGAGAGCCAACAGCCUGAAGAAAGCACUCAGACAGAUCAUCGAGCAGGCGGAGAGAAUGGUGGAUGAGCAGAACGCUCACACCGAGGAGCAAGAGCUGCAGUCUCCAAAUGACUUCAGGAAGGACAGCGAGGACGAAAACAAAGACAACGAGAAGGACGAGGACACUAAAGAACUGGAAUCUCUGCCCUGUGAGUUCACACUUUUAAAUCUUAGACAUGCUGUCGCUGUUAUCCGUUUCCUGUGAGACACAAAGUGUUCUU
Molecule: messenger RNA, 2604 nt
Organism: Rhinichthys klamathensis goyatoka
Lineage: Eukaryota; Metazoa; Chordata; Actinopteri; Cypriniformes; Leuciscidae
Gene: dgkh
Product: diacylglycerol kinase, eta
Exons: 17
Coding region: 225-2588 (787 amino acids)
Biological process (GO): intracellular signal transduction; diacylglycerol metabolic process; lipid phosphorylation
Molecular function (GO): ATP-dependent diacylglycerol kinase activity
Source: RefSeq, a predicted model, not a curated record